AUGGAUAAUCCAAGAGCAGAAGUAGAUCCAAUUCAAGGUUUCAACAAUGGCAACAAUGGAGAACAUGCUAGAAGUCAAAUUCUAAUGAUGAAUCCCUUGCCUACUGUUAACCAUGCUUAUGCUAUGAUAAUUGGAGAUGAAAGUCAAAGAGUUGUAAUAUCACACAUUAGCAACAUGAGAUUUAAUUCCGUUAGUCUAGAUUAUGUGGCUAUGUACUCGAAGGUAGGUGCUACAUCAGGAGUAAGUCAGAGAUUUAAGAAAAAUUCCUUCCUGAAAUGUGAGGUCUGCAAAUGUAAAGGUCACAGUAAGAAGACUUGUUAUAGAGUAGUUGGCUAUCCAGCUGAUUUCAAGUCCAAAAGAAAGGUUCAAGGUUCUUCUUCAGAAAUCAACAACACUGGGCAAUAUCAGUCAAAUCAGGCUCAUUUUUCAUAUGGUUUGAACACCAAUGUCUAUGCACCAGGGUGGAAUAGGAAACCUGACAACUUGGAGACUGAUCAUGGAGUGAUGGAGAGUGCAAAUCAUUCUAAGACACUAAGUCAAGAUGAAAUGAAUGCCAAACAGUUAUUGAAGGGUUGCACAUUCACAAAGGAGCAGUAUGAUCACAUUCUUAGAGGACUUCAGCAACAGUCAAACACUAACACUAGCACAGCUGAGUACAACCAUAGCAGUUCUGCUCACACUGCAGGUAAAGCCUUGUUUGUAUAUGAGAAUAACAAAGUAUGGAUUGUUGAUACUGGAGCAACAAAUCACAUAGUUUCUCAUUUACACAUGUUCAUAAAAGGCACUGUGUCUAAGUUAGUUAUUCCUAAGAUGGUAUCUCUGCCUAAUGGAGACACUACCCAAGUCACUCAUGUUGGAUAUUGUGCUUUGUCUGAUAAGAGCAUCAUUUCUAAUGAUCUUUACAGUGGGAAGGUGAAGGAAGUUGGUAGGGAAGUAGGAUGUUUGUAUACUCAAAGUCAUGACAGAAGUGAAAAGGAGAUUGUCUUAGCAUAUGUCAAAACUCAGUUUGGUAAACAGGUUAAAGUGAUCAGAAGUGAUAAUGGCACUGAGUUUGUGAAUUCAGUAAAAAUUCCAUUAACAUUCUGGGGGCAUUAUGUACUUGUUGCUGCAUAUCUCAUCAACAGAGUCCCAAGUAGUGUUAUUAACUAUCAAACUCCUUAUGAAAGAUUGUAUGGAUGUAAGCCUAUGUUGUCACAUUUAAAAACUAUCGGUUGUUUGUGCUUUGCCAAGAAACUAGUUGAGAAUGAUAAACUAAUGCCAAAGUCUAAGUCAGUAGUCCACAUGGGGUACUCAGAAAUACAGAAAAGGUACAUACUGUUUGAUCUUACUACUAACACAUUCUUUGCCAGCAGGGAUGCGUUAUUUAGAGAAGAUAUAUUCCCUUUCUCACAAGACAGGUUAUAUGACAAGCAACCUCUGUUUAAAGACUGCCUAUUAGACUCCACCGAGCUGUUACAACACUUACCUGCUAUAGUUCCCACAACUACACAGGUUGAAGUUUCUGAUGAGUUGCCAAAUGCUGAGUCUACUCCUUCAUACUAUACAAAUUCACCUACUGAGACUGAGAUUCACUCUCAAGUGUCUGGUGGUGUUGAAGAACCAGUAAUUGAGGUUCAAGAAGCUGAAGAUGUGCUACCAACUAAUCCUAGAAGGUCUACAAGGACUAAACAUACUCCUACAUGGCUUAAGGAUUUUGUUUCCUUGAAUACCCAUACUGAGGUCAAGUAUCCAGUAAGCAACUACAUCAGUUAUAGUCAUUUGUCACCUACUUACCAGUGUUAUCUGGCUGCUACUUCAUCUGUCAAGGAACCUACUACAUACUCAGAGGCAGUUCAAGACCAAAGAUGGGUAGAGGCUAUGAAGGCUGAGGUUCAAGCACUAGAAAACAAUCAGACUUGGGUGGUCACUGAUCUGCCACCAGGGAAGAAGCCUAUAGGCUGCAUAUGA
Messenger RNA from Solanum verrucosum, 1947 nucleotides. RefSeq lists its product as uncharacterized. The transcript has 5 exons. NCBI's taxonomy places the organism in Eukaryota, Viridiplantae, Streptophyta, Magnoliopsida, Solanales, Solanaceae. Bases 1 to 1947 code for a protein of 648 amino acids. The record is from RefSeq and is a predicted model, not a curated record.